UACGUAUCACGCAGCAUACGUGAAAUAUCGAACGCAUGACGCGUUACGUAGAUACAGUUUCCCUUCUAUAUUCUGCAUGUAUCGAAUUUUGACAGCACUGACGUACGACGCCGAGUUGUCGAGUUUCUCGCAGUUCCUCGAGACCUCGAGUGCUGUCACGUUCGAGGGACGCUAUGUGUACUGCGACGCCUUAUAAUUAUGUGUUGUAUAUAUAAUAAUACGUAAAAAUUCAACGUUGUUAUCACCUUUGAUAAGAUGACGCUUUGAUCGAUGACGUGUUAUCAAGCAGAUAACAACCUCGCUGUUACUGUCUGUGCUCCACUGUGCUCCCGGAAAUUAUCAUUCGUGAAAUGUGUGACAGCUCCCCGUAAAAUUUGCUAUGACAACAGAGGUGGGACUCUAUACAUAAGAAAGAAACACUACAUGGUACCUUUCUGUAUGGUAUCGCAAAAUAUGCGAAUUAUAGAGAUAUUCCCAUAAUUUUGAUGACCAAGGCUGUAUAGCUUAUUUGUGAGUUAUGCUGCAAGUUGAAGUCGACACUUCUUGCAUCAAUUCUAAUAACUUAUUCAGAAGGCUUUGUAUAUUUUCAAUGGCAAAGUGGUGUACACAGUAUUUAUAGUCUACAAUAUUUGUAGAUAUUUCAACACGACCCACUGAUAAUUUGUUGAAAGUAUUUUCCAUCAAGUUAAAAUCAAAAUGGCUAGUGGAUGGAAAAUUUUUGGCUUGUUGAUGUACAAGAAUUUGAUAGUGCGCAAAAGGCACUGGCGUUCGGCGAUAUUCCUACAAGCUUUAGUACCCAUUGUAUUAUUCGCGUUACUUCAAGCUUUGCGAGAUUUUAGUGUUCAACCUCCAGUUGUGGUGAACCAGAGCACGUACUAUCCUAUAAAUACGCAAGACGAGUUGAUGAGGAAACUUGAUAAUGAUUUACAUAAAGUGUAUUAUGUACCAAAAAAUCCAUAUACGGAGAAGAUCAUGGAGUCUGUCAGAUAUUGUCUUGUACUGCUGCCUAAAAGUAUGGAAGGUUUUGUUAAUGAGACUGAAAUGAUAAAUACUUAUACACGUUCUCAGGCACAAAAUCCAAUAGUUUCUGUGGUGGCAGUUGUUUUUGAACAAUAUAACGAACCCGCCAUAAAAUAUAAAAUAAGACAUUCGUGGGAGAUUCCAAAUGACUUGUACCAAAGCGUGUCACAUGGUGAACAUAUAAGUUCGUCACCUACGGUAUAUUUCGAUAUGAUUCCAUUUACGCAAGUUCAAAUAUGUUUAGAUGAAGUACUCAUAAAGCAAGCAGCACCAGAUUCUAACGUAAAGAUGUCAAUACAAAGAAUGCCUUAUCCACCUUAUGUUAAAAUAGAUGAGGCUGAUGUGAUGUUACGUAAAGGAAUUUCUCAGUUCGUAGUUCUGGUAUUUGUGAUUCCGCUUUGCAUAGAAGCCAGCUAUGCAACAAAAGAGAAGUUUAUUGGCGUAAAUGUCUUAAUGGCAAUGAAUGGAGUCAAACUGGCUUAUAAUUUAUUUAGCUGGUUAAUUACAGGGAUAUUAUUCAGCACUAUUUAUGUAGUGCCAACAAUCAUAUUAUUUAAAAAUACUUUUUCUGCAAAUGUCGAGGCCUAUUUGCAAUAUGGAAAUGGGUUUAUAUUUUGGAUCUUAUUUACCACAGUUGUUACUCAUCUUAUAACAUUUGGCAUGCAUAUUGCAGCAUAUUUUUCAAAACCACGAUUUGUCACAACUGCAAUAGCUAUUAUUUACACGGCAGUAAAUUCACUUUAUAUACACCUGACAAGAGAAGAAAUUUUUGGAGUUACACCAUAUUUUGGCAUAAUAUUUCCAAAUAUUAUGCUUCAUAUACUUUUUGACGAAACAAAUGCUCAUGAAAGCAAAUUGAUUGGUAUUCAGUGGAGUAAUUUUUUUAUAUCUGGAAGAAUAGAAUACGGUAUCUUAGGAAGUCCAGGUUUUAUAUUUCUCUUUUCAAUUUUGGGUGCUGUGAUACAUUUUACACUUGCAAUAUAUAUAAAUGCUGUCCUUCCCGGUAAAUAUGGAGUCCGACAGAAUCCAUUAUAUUUUUUGAAGUGUAUUAAGAAAAAUAAAAUAGCUCUCGAUGAAGAAGCUGGUGAAUUUGAUUAUGAUAAGGUUAACGAAGACUUCGAGCCAGUAUUAGGUAAUGCGCUUACACCCGGAAUACAAAUACGUGAUGUUAAAAAAUCGUACACAACAAGUUGGUUACGAAAGUCUAAAGUCCAUGCGUUAAGAGGAGUAUCUGUGGACUUUUACAAAGGACAAAUUACUGCUCUACUUGGACACAAUGGAGCAGGCAAAACUACGCUUAUGUCUAUAUUAACAGGUGUGACAAGCGAAACGGAAGGGAAAGUCUUCAUAAACGAUAGAAAUUUAAAAAAGCACUUGAGCAGUAUUAGAAAUGAUUUAGGUCUAUGUCCUCAAGAAAAUAUGGUUUUCCCAGAUUUGAAUGUAUUUGAACAAAUAGAAUUCUUUGGCUUGCUAAAAGCUAAAAAUAAAACCAGAAACGAAGUCAAGGAGGAUGUUAAUAUUUUGCUUUCUAAGUUGAAACUUUCCGAAAAGAAAGAUUUUCUACCUAGCAAACUUUCUGGUGGUCAACAAAGAAGACUAUGUCUCGGAAUGGCACUUAUUGGCGAUGCUAGCAUCAUAAUUUUGGAUGAGCCAACGUCGGGAAUGGACCCUGAAACCAGAAGAGAUACAUGGGAUAUUAUAUUGAAACUUAGAGGAGAGAAAACAAUAUUAAUUAGUACGCAUAAUAUGGAAGAGGCUGAUAUACUUGGUGAUAGAAUUGCGAUAAUGCAUGCAGGUCGUCUUAGAAGUUAUGGCACUGGAAUGUUUUUGAAGAAACAGUAUGGUCAUGGGCAUAUAGAAGUUACAUUGUCGACAAAGUCUUGGUGCAUUCCUGAAAAAGUCAUAUGUAAAUUUGAUUCAAGAACGCAAGAGCUUAGUGUUGAUAGUGAAAAAAUUGUUUUAAAUGUGCCAUAUACUGAUUCUUUACCACAAUCACUGGACAAAGUAGAAAAUGAAAAGAACAAAUUAGGAGUUACUGGAAUAAGCGUGUCAUUGAUUACUUUGGAACAAGUAUUUUUGAAGAUUGUGAACAAAGAAGAUAAUGGGAAACACCUCAAUGAAUUAUUUACAUCACCAUUACCGAAAGUUACAGGCAGUGAGCUAUGCAUGCAAUCAAUAUGGGCAUUGCUUUGCAAGAAAUUCACAUAUACGAGAAAGAAUCUAACCACUUUUCUGCAAUAUCUAAUUCUUCCUAUCUUCUCGGUGGUUAUAAUGGCCUUAACUUACAAUCUACCAAGCGAUUCCACAGAUAUUGUUCCAUUGAAGCUUGAUAUGUACAGAAAUCCCAAAGUUUUAUACUCGUCGAACAUGGAACUUAUAAGUUCAAAAUAUAGAGAUGUUGUUCAGAAGUUCGGCGAAGCAGAGCGUGUAACUCCGGAUAUAAGUGUGGCAAGCGCUCUUCUGAAUUCUUCUAUGAAGAAUAUUGUGGAAUAUCGGAAUAAUCUUAUCGUAUCCGCCGAAUUUAAUGCCACUGAAACUAACACAACAUGGGCUAACGGUUUUUAUUCCGGCUUAGCACUUCACAGCGUGCCGUUAACAGUGAAUCUCUUGAGUAAUUCGUUCAUCAAAGCUUUCGCUGGCGAUGAAUAUUCGAUUGUUGCAUCUAGGCAACAAUUACCGAAUACACUAUUAUCGACCAAAAUAGAAGUGCCGGAAUUAGAUGCGUUCUCGCGUGUCUCGAUAUUCUGUUCGUUCUUCUUUAUUAUUGUGGCACUUUUUGCAACGCAUCCUUACGAAGAAACAACGACGAAAGUUAAACAACUUCAACGUAUGACCGGUGUCACAUCGGUAUCAUACUGGGGUACAAUGUUUGCUUUUGAUUUUCUGAUAUUUACGAUAAUUGUAUUGCUAGUUACUUUAGCAUUCUACAUCAUGGAUAUUAUUCUUGGUCUUCGUCUAUAUUAUGGAACAGAAAUACUGUGCACGAUAUUGAUUCUGGAGUUGUUUGGUAUUAACGUGUUACUUUUUGUAUAUCUAUUUAGUUUUAUGAAUAAAUCAAGGAGUACUGUAAUAACCAUUUUGGCUCUCGCACCAUUCGGUCUUGUUGUAAUACAGUAUAUUCUACACGGAGUAAUACAUAGUUUUGAUUGGCUUAAUUGGCUACACAUUCUACAAAAGAGACUCUUCCGUCUAAUUCCUUACGUAAGUUUGUUCCAUGGUCAAGUAUCUUUUUUCACCAUAGCAGUACAAAAUGCAAGGUGUCGUCGUCUACCAAAUCGACUUCGCGAUGUAGUUUGUCUUGCGUAUCGCGAUCCUUGUUGUGGUAUGGAUUGUGCAGAUGGAAUGUGCAAAAAUCAACUUCCUUACUUCAAAAACUUUACAGAUGAUAUGAAUUUUGAAGAAAGUAUACUAUAUCUAGCUAUGACACCAAUUUUGUAUUUUGCGCUAUUAAUCGCAUUGGAAGAAAAAUUAUUUUCAAAAUUAUUCAAAAAGAUGGUCGGUACAAAAUUAAGAAAGGGACAAGACAUAAUGGAUGAUCAAGUAAAGAAAGAGAAACUCGCAGUAGCGAUAGAAAUUAAUAAAAUUAACAGCCAAGGUGAUACUAUGAAAGAACAAUUAAAACCAGAUAUUACAGAGACAACUAAUAUUGAACUACAAAAUAAUGAAUUACAACGUCCAAUAAGUGAAGGUAACAGUCUCUUCUUAGUGUAUGAAUUGAGCAAAUACUAUGGGAAGGUAAUGGCCGUGAAAGAAAUCAGUUUUCGAGUGAAACCACGGGAAUGUUUCGGAUUGCUCGGCGUAAAUGGCGCUGGAAAGAGUACAACUUUCAGGAUGCUAACUGGAGAAGAAGCGUCUAAUAGUGGCAUAAUGUACUUAAAGCAAGCGGAAAUCCACUCAGACAGGACAAAGUAUCUUUCUGAGAUGGGAUAUUGUCCACAAACUGAUGCUUUAAUACCCUCUUUGAACGCUUUUGAUCAUUUACGACUGUUCGCUUGUCUUCGCGGUAUACCAAAGUCCAACGUAGAGUUGGAAGUUAAUAAAUGGAUUAAUAGACUGAAUUUAACUGCCUGCAUGAAACAGCCAAGCGGUACUUACAGCGGUGGUAAUAAGAGACGCUUAAACAUCGCGAUGGCCCUCAUCGGCAAUCCCACUCUUGUUCUCUUGGACGAGCCCACAACUGGUGUCGAUCCUGCAGCUAGAAGAUCGCUUUGGAAUACUUUGCAAUCGUGUCAGGCAUCAGGGCAAGCCAUUAUACUCACGUCUCACAGCAUGGAAGAGUGUGAAGCACUUUGUAAUCGACUAGUCAUUAUGGUGAAGGGUGAAUUAGUCUGCAUUGGCGCAAGUCAAGAAUUGAAGCAACGAUUUGGAGCGGGUUAUGAUAUUCACAUAAAAUUAAAUCCAAACCGAACGGACGAGGAUGUUAACAAUAUUAAGAAUGUUAUUGAGUCUACUCUAACGUGUGAUAUUAGGGAUGAAAAUUUGGGUUUUCUUGCCUAUCACGUAACUGAUUGUAAUACAAAAUGGGUGGAAAUGUAUGAUACAAUGAAGAGUCUAAAGCAAAGCUACAGCUGUAUUGAGGAUUAUGCCGUUCUAUCUGCAACUUUGGAGCAACUCUUUAUUCAGUUUGCAAGAGGAGCUGAAAUGAUUGAGUCUGAGUCUCUAACUAGUCAACAAGAUAUAGUAUAAAUUGAAUGCAUCUUAUUGGAUGCAGAAAUAUACUUAAAUAUACUAAAUGGAUGGAAAUCGAAAUAACGUUAAUUUAUAUUAUAAGUUGUAAAUGUUGUAAACUUUAAUUAAUUAUAUCAUAAUCUUGCUUGAUAAAAUUAUUAAUACACAUAUUAAUACGCAUUAUAUUUAACUUAAUGUCAAUCGUAUCCUUAUUAUAAACUGCUUUUAAAUUGUUGCAACAAAAAUGUUUUAUUAUAAUAAUAC
Messenger RNA from Temnothorax curvispinosus, 5952 nucleotides. RefSeq names its product ATP-binding cassette sub-family A member 1-like. The record is from RefSeq and is a predicted model, not a curated record. Lineage: Eukaryota; Metazoa; Arthropoda; Insecta; Hymenoptera; Formicidae. Bases 697 to 5706 code for a protein of 1669 amino acids. The transcript is spliced from 25 exons. Gene Ontology annotation, cellular component: intracellular membrane-bounded organelle; membrane. Gene Ontology annotation, molecular function: ATP binding; ABC-type transporter activity; lipid carrier activity. Gene Ontology annotation, biological process: transmembrane transport; lipid transport.